UGCUAAUUUUUGAAUCUGAACUAAUAAAAAUCAAUGCAGUUACAUAAAUAAGCAUUCCAAAAACAAAUUGUUUGCGAUAUGAUUUCAAUUAAAAAUUUUCAUGCGGACAAACGCCACACGGCAUCAUCAGCAUCCAGUCUUUCAAUUCUUUCAGAACGCGAUAAUGAAUAUAAGCUACCGGUUGAUUUUAUAUCUGAUAAAAAUCUUGAAGCCCAAUUGGAUAACAACUAUAGGUUACAAGAUUCACAAAUGUGUAAAUUGGACAAGACGGGGAAACAACAUUUCAUGUCUAUACCAGACCAUCGAGUAAUUGACAGAAGCACAUUCAAGCGAUUAAGAAAUAAAGCUGUGGUAGUAACCGCGGAAGAUCGACGAAAAAAAGCUGAAGACUUGAUGGCAGAUAGAGAGAGGCUGGAAAGAGAAAGCGCUGCCAGGAAGCAAAAACUACAGAGCUAUGACCUAUAUAGAACUAAAGGAAAACAACUUGCACAGUUGGACGAUGAAGCAAAUAAGAAGUCCAAUUACCUACUGGCUAGAGCACAACAAUUGCGACAAGACCAAGAAGAUGAAAUAAAGCACUGCAAUUCUCUUAUAUUAAGUACAAAGUGCCAUGCGAUCAGAAACGCUCAAAUCGCUGAAAAACAGCUUAUUCAGAAAGAAAUGAAAGAAGAGGAACGUAGAUUGGAAGAAAUGAUGGAGCGGGAACGGGCGUUAGCCGCUAAAGAGCUUGAAAAGGCAGCAGAAGCCGAAAGGUUGAAAAAAAAAAUUCAAGCAGUUGAAGUCGAAAAACAAAUAAAAGAAAACGAGAUUGCCAGGGAAAUGGAAUUAGCUAGGAUAGCUGAAGAAGCGAUGAUUCGAGCGGAAGCAGUGAAUAAGAUCCGGCACGACGAAGCUGAAAACCACAAGAAAAGAAUGGAAAAACAAGCACAACUACGCAAAGAAUACAUGUUGCUCAACGCGCAGAUAAGAGAUUCGAAAAAACUAGAAGAGGAGAUGAAUAACAUCGAAGUGCUACAGAUACAAGAGUACACGCGCAAAAAAAACGAACGGGAAAUAGCGUUCGAGCGAGAGCUACAAAAGCAAAAACUACUGAAGGAAAAAACUAUUGCCAAGAUACAGGCGAGUCAACAAGCUACAUACGAUUUACGUGCAACUAAAGACGAACUAAACGCGCUCAGAGUUAGAGACCAGGUAGAACGUGAGUGGCGCCGUAAGGAACGAGAAGAGGCCAUAAAAAAAGCCGCGAUAGAAGAAGAACUAAACGCAACAAGACGCAAACAGAUGGAAGAUCAAAGAAAAGCAUACGCGUUUGAAAUUCAAAGAGAAAAGGACGAAACCGAAAAAAUCGCUAAACUUAAUAUAGAAGACAUAAAAAAGAGUAAAGAAAUGGAAGAAAAAAAUAAAAUGAAAAUCGAAGCACAUCGUAAAAACCUACUAAAACAAAUCCACGACAAAGAACAAGAAAGGAUACUAGAAAGAAAAAGAUUCUUCCAAGAAGGAAUUAAGUUGAAACAAGAAGAACUUUCUAGGCAAAAAAUGUUACGGGACACAAUGUACAAUAAAAUCGAGGAACUCAAGAUGCACAACGUACCGGAAAAGUUUGUUCAAGGAAUUGUGAGACAACUCAAGUUACACAAAUAAUAAGACUUUCGACGAGACAAAUAUUUCUAGAAGAACUGUUUUUACAGUAAAUACAAUUUCAGCAUUCUAAAAAUACCUAUUGUACACUUAUAAACCUAUUACAAAUUUACAACUCGUAUUAUGACAUAUUAUACUACGUGUCUACGUACAAUGGGCACACGCGAAUCGAUCGUGCAAGAGAUGAAUUUCGCACUCAAGAUGAGAUUCUCGGCGACAAUCUAAUGGAAUUCCCGUGUACGUUUUAAAUCUGGCGCAACAAAUUGGUUUCGAUUGAAUAGCCACAGAAUACGAUGUUCCAUAAGCUAUUCCUAAUAUAACAUUCAUUAUGAUAUACCUACGCGUAUAAUUGCAGUUAUUUACCGUUAGAACAAUUUAUGGAAACUUAAAACGUUGUGUUCACUGCAUAAUACUUGUUUCAAACUGUUACGCUAUUACUACGUGCAACGUGUAUGCAGCAAUUCUUUUCAUGUUAAAACUAAGUGAAAUCAAUGUUUAAAAUAUUAACUUAACCUAGCAUACUUUUCUUAUAUAAAAAAAAUACUGCUUACGAGUUACGAAUUUGGAAUAGCUUAGAUUUGUUCUACAAACCAAAUUACCAAAAUAAAAUCAUAGGUCAGUAAAUACUAGGUACAAUAGUAAUUUUUAGUUACUUUCUAUUUCACGUGGUAAUAGACAACACUAAAUUAUAAUAAAAUAUUCAAAUACAACUGUAACAACA
Molecule: messenger RNA, 2359 nt
Organism: Melanaphis sacchari
Lineage: Eukaryota; Metazoa; Arthropoda; Insecta; Hemiptera; Aphididae
Product: cilia- and flagella-associated protein 45-like
Exons: 8
Coding region: 79-1641 (520 amino acids)
Source: RefSeq, a predicted model, not a curated record